Periconia digitata is the source of this 3121-nucleotide messenger RNA. Lineage: Eukaryota; Fungi; Ascomycota; Dothideomycetes; Pleosporales; Periconiaceae. The record is from the annotation of a GenBank genome assembly.
ACAAUGGAACAUCUCGUAUCAAUUGGGCAAUGCAUAGCGUUCCAUUCCCCAUACUAGCCAUGCCGGUUAAAAGGACAAUCAAUCGAUACUCCCGGAGCGGGGACAACGAUAGUUACGUAGGAAGAGCGCAGGGUAUCAUGGAGGGGUAUGGAUUAUUUAGGAAGUUCAUUUUCAGCAUCUUAGCAACUCUUUCGCUCCUCAUCUUGCUGCAUCAAUUCAAUUGCUGCGAUUCUGAUCCUACCUGCAAGCCGGUCAUCAUCAACAACGCCACUGGGACCCGAUUGAAGUCAAUAUACAAUAUUUUUGCGACCUGGUUAAGAUCAAUGGCUGGAACUAAACACGUCCUGCUGGCCGCAUUGGCGGGGGUAGCAGUCGCAGACCCAAAGGUUUCCCCGCUUCCACCUAUGGGAUUCAACAAUUGGGCUCGCUUUCAAUGCAACUUGAACGAAACUCUUUUCACGCGGACUGCAGAUGAGAUGGCUAAGAAUGGUCUGUUGGCAGCCGGAUAUGAUAACAUCAACCUUGACGAUUGCUGGUCGACUAUGGAGCGAAAUGCCAAAGGCGAGCUCGAAUGGAACACGACCAUUUUUCCCCACGGGAUGCCCUGGCUAGGCGAUUACCUGCAUGAACGCGGUUUCAACUUUGGCAUCUACACGAACGCUGGGAACAAGUCGUGUGGGUUAUACCCUGGUUCUCAGGAUCACGAGGAGAUUGACUCUCUGACUUUUGAGAAGUGGGGAGUGGACUAUUUGAAGGUGGAUGGCUGCAACAUGGAUUUGCAGAAAGGGAGAUCAUACUAUGAAGAGUUUCAGUACCGAUACGAGCUAUGGCAUGAUGUCCUACACAACAAGCUCAAAAAGCCUUUCAUUUUCUCACAGUCUGCCCCCGCUUACUUCAGUCCAAAUUUUCAUCUCGAUCAGAAUAACACCGAUUGGUACCGUACAAUGGACUACAUUAGAAAGAAUGGUGAACUUGCACGGCAUUCGGACGACAUCAAAGUAUACGGUAACAACCCAACCAAUAUUUUCGAACCAGGAGGUCACUGGGAAUCCAUGAUGAACAAUUAUAUCAUGGAAGUGCGACUCUCUCGAUACCAAACUUGCGGGUUCUUCAACGACCCCGACUUCCUCAUCGUAGACUGGCCUGACCUCAGUCUCGAUGAAAAGAAGACCCAUUUCGCACUAUGGAGCUCCUUCUCAGCACCUCUCAUCAUCAGUGCCUGGAUGCCAGACGUCAAGAAAGAAGAGCUCGCCUACCUCACCAACAAAGACAUCAUCGCCGUCGACCAAGACGCCCUUUGCGAGCAAGCAACCUUAGUGUCUCAAGAUUCCGCCACCUCCGUCGAUGUAUUAACCAAAAAUCUGGCAAACGGCGAUCGGCUCCUAACCAUCCUCAACAAAGGCAAUAAAACCACCACCGCCAAAGUCCCCAUAGAGCGUCUCGGCAUCGACGCCGGCGCUCGUUACAAAGCAAAAGACCUCUGGACCGGCCACACCAGCACCGUCGACAAAUCCAUCAGCGUAAAACUCAAUUCCCGCGCAACAGCCAUCUUCCGCAUCUCCCCCGCCAAAGAAGGCAACAAACUUACCGUCACACCCACCGGCCAGAUCUUCAAUACUUUCUCGCUCAACUGCCUCACAGCAACGUCCUCUCAUCACUCUCCCACAGUUCGCUUUGCCCCCUGCACCGGCGACGACGAGCAGGUAUGGCGCGUGUCGCAGCAAGGCGCUAUAUCUUCUCUAGCGGACGACCGGCUAUGUCUUGCUGUCGAUCGAAACGACGUCAGUCUAGAGCGUUGCGAGCGUAACCCUAGUAGUACGGCGCAGGCGUGGAAGUACGGUAUCAGUGGCAACCUGGUAAGCAAGUCCAAGGGCAGUCUUUGUUUGACCGAACUCGGACAUGGGAAAGUUGAGGCAAGGAAGUGUGGGAAUGAGGUUGAUAGCCAGGUCGUUGCACUUCCUGGUGGUGUCAAGCUGGAGUAGUUGGAAGCUGGUUAUGGUUACUUUCUUGGGUGGUAGGAAGUGUACUGUAAUGCUAUGUUGUAGCAAUCUAGGAUUAUCUUUCUAGUGUAUUGAAGUCUGUUGAUAAAUCUGUGCUGUGGUUCAUCUGGGAAAAAACAAGCUGUCUGUAAGCAAGAGCUAAGCUCUUAUAUUUUGUUUGUUUUCCACUACGCCGUCCGCUUUUGUGUCAUUUCAACAGCAAGUACGUUCGAUCGGUCGCCCAUAUUCAUCUGAAAUGCUUGGUACCAUACUAUCUGACAACUCUACUCUUUAUUUUUUAAUUCUUCGAGAACACUGUGAUCUCGCGCUUUUCGUUCUUCGCUCCCGACUCGCUUCAUAAGCAUCGACUGCUACAUACAGGGCCUUGUCGCUCCACGCCCGCAUCACUCUAGCCUUUGCCAGAUAGUUCUUCCAUAGAGACGAGCAGUAAGUUCUUUCCCCACCUUGCUGGUUCGUCCUGCAAGAAUUUCGAAGUAACAAUUACACAGCUGGUUAUUCUGUCACCCAGCGUCCACUGCCACUGAUUAAUACAUAUGAAGAGGAUGGGAGUGAAAUACGGUUGUAUGGAGGGGAAAAGGCAGACGAGCUGGUGAAUGAAUUGUUUUCUCUCGCUACUUAUAUCCCAUUUUCUUGACGCAAGACCAACGCGUCUAUCUCGCCCCGCAAUACGUCUUUGAACGAGCAUGUAAGCACGUAUAUCAAAUGACUGAUAAAUCUUUUCGCAGUUCCAUGUAUCCGCAGAGCGACUACCGCAGCGGCGGUCGUUAUGAUAUCUCAACAGCUGUGCGGUAUAAAUCUGAUCGCUUGCUCCUCGCAAAGCCUUGGACUCAUUGGUUUUUUUGGAACGCGAAACGGAAUCGUCAUGCACACGAUGAUGAGACGAGCCCAACUAGCUCGGUAGAAAGUAUUGAGAUGGAAUCGCUCGAUAGUCGAAGUCGCACUGAUUGACCUAACCGUAGCAUACACGCAAUACUGUCUGUUGUUCAAUUUUUGGGGGGGCUGCAUAUGCACAUGAAGUUCUAUACACGUUCGCCCAUGGCGUUUGCAAUUGAUAUUUCUUGCAUCUUGUCUGUCUCUGCGCGCCCCUUUUGCUACUUUAAGCCUCGACUCCGUUUUCGGCC